Messenger RNA from Stegodyphus dumicola, 2033 nucleotides. RefSeq lists its product as uncharacterized. The record is from RefSeq and is a predicted model, not a curated record. NCBI's taxonomy places the organism in Eukaryota, Metazoa, Arthropoda, Arachnida, Araneae, Eresidae.
CUUUUCUUUCAGCUCUGGCGCCCGCUUUGCUUGCGGAAGGAAAACUAAAACGUUCCUAAAACAUCCGCAUCCUCUGAGUAUUUGCAUCUUCUCCAAAGCUGUUCUAUAUUGCUCCCUCCGAACAUGAAAUAAAUAGUUCUUUAAGAACGUCGUCGUUAUUUCCUCUUUGGGUUGGAUGAUGAAGUCUGAUUGCGUUAUUCUUAAUAUGUUGUCAUUUGACAAAUGGAAAGGUUUCUAAUUUAUACUUCAAAUUUAAUCAGUCUUUUAUCAACUAAACUAAGUAAUAAACGCAUUUCUCAUUACUUUAAAGCCUUAUAAUAUUUUUCUUCCGCAAGUUACCUAAUUGAUGUCGAAUGAUUUCGUGUUCUUGUACGACGACACAUUGCCGCGAAGAAGGAACUCGAACAUGUAACACUACUGGCCUGUGCUUCAGUCAGUAUCUGGACCGAAGAGACGGUUCGGAUCCUCUCGUGAGAGGGUGCAUUGCCAGCAGGACUCCUCUCCUUUGCGAAAAUAGACGUCCUGCAGUACCUGACCAUAAGGGAUGGCCUGUACUUCAUUGCUGUGAUAAGCCCAUGUGCAAUGCAAGAAUCUCUCCAACUGUGCCCACAUCAACUAUUCCAAGUAGCUUAACAGGUAUUAGUACUACAACUGAUGUAACAGAAGCUCCACCCAUUGCCAAGUCAUCCCCAAAAUACAUGGACUCUGUAUAUGUGGCUAUUUUAGGAAUUGGCGUGUGUUGCUUAGGUGUUGCAACUGCCAUUGCUGUUCUUCUAUCCAGGCGGCAUUCCGGUCCCUAUGACCCAGAAUUUGGUCCGGUUAAUUCUAAUGGAUAUGUGAAAGGGUGCCCUGAAGUUCCUGCAGUUCCAGCUAGAGGACAAGAUAAUAAAGUUGCUAUGGAUACGUGACCAUUUUAGAAGCAAGCCCCUCUCGAUGAUGAUAAUAUUUUGGGGAGAGCACUAAUAUAUAUACUAUAGAAUUGUUCCGCAUAUUGAAAAUGUGCUCAUCAGAAUUUUUUUCACUAUAUUUCCUAUAUAAUGUUUUAUUCUCUUGGCAACAACAGGAGCAAUUUAAAAGAUAAAAAGAAGAGUGUAAUAUUCAAAGUAUUAGGAUCUCCUAAUGUGAUGAGUGAUUAUGACUUAAGUAAAGAAAUAUAUUGUGAAGUUCCUGUAUACACAUUCUCCCAAAGAGAUUGAAACUUUUGCCUACCGAUUUCAGAACUUACAUAUAUGACAGACACUUACGUCUCAAGGACUAUUCCUGGAAAUAUUUUCCAGUGAUACUCAUUAUUUGAUUUUACUUAUUUAUGAAUAUUUAUUUUUGCUUUCUCUUAGAUUUAUUUAUAUGUUAACUAGUACAAAUCUGACUAUUCCAGACAAUUUUAGAAGAAAGGUAUCAGUAAAAUGUAAUUAUUAAGUGUAGAUAAAAACCAUUGUACUUCUGUAUUUUCUGAACACUUUUGCACAACUUAUUCACAUAUCACCAUUUUAAUAUGAUAAUAAAAUCAGUAUUGUCACAUGUUAUGUUUUAUGAAACAAAUGAAAUUAAUUCAUAUGAACCUUGUUUGAAAUCUGGCAUCUUGACAGAUAUUAUUACAUUGGACUUUAGUGAUACAGUGUAUAAAAUCUUCACCAAUUUUUGUACAGUUAUAUUCAGUAAAAAAACAGUAGUGUUUAUUAAUUGUCUUAGUUUGCAUCUGAAUUAGUUAGUUUUGCCUGUGAUUGUUCUGCAAACUUAAAACAGCAUUGUGAAAAAUACUAGUAGGAACACAAAAUUUCGUAUGCUUUGACAUCAGUUAUCUAGUUAAACAUCUUUUAUGUAAUUGCACUGCAGCAUUUUUAAAUGUACCUAAUUUAGAUGUAUAUGUAUGUAAAAAAAUAUGAGACAGAGAAAGUGUGUGUGUGUGUGUGUGUGUGUGUGUAAUGUGAUUGGUAGUGUAUUGUGCAUAACUGAUCACAAAGCCGUCCUUUACUUAUUUUUAAUAAACAAGUUGACUGACAAAAAAAUUAAUAAACAUUACCAAAUAUUUUAAA